Molecule: messenger RNA, 1475 nt
Organism: Rhipicephalus sanguineus (brown dog tick)
Lineage: Eukaryota; Metazoa; Arthropoda; Arachnida; Ixodida; Ixodidae
Exons: 2
Coding region: 129-896 (255 amino acids)
Source: RefSeq, a predicted model, not a curated record
UUGCGUGGGGUACAUGCGGUACAACUGACUGUUUCCUUCGCGAGUGGCGUUCUAAGCUGUGCGUCGUGGGUGUCUUCCUUCUGGCUAAGGUUUGGGACAGGUAGCGGACGGCCUGUCCCGCCAACACCAUGAGACUGUGCAGGUUUGGACUAUGGGCGGUUUCACCAACAAGGGUUUGUAUUCUGCUGACGGCCCUCCUGGCAGUGUGCUGCGACGCGUACCCAAAAUCGUCGACGUCAUCGAAAGAAGAUUCGGUCGCCUUAGGAACCGGAAGGGGGCUCCCACAUCGUAGUCCUGUGCGUCGGUAUCGCCACGGCCGCCGUCUUGACGCGGGUCCAGCAUCGCUGCCUCGGCGUGCCCGCGUCGGUGCGAGUGGCAGCACUCCUGUAGUUUCAGACUACGACGCGGACGGCGAAGAUUACCCGCCCUACUACAACUACUGGCCCCCAUCUACUGACAAGCGCAAGGACAAAGCACUCGGCGGGUACCACCCUCAUCGCCGCCACCACAGGCAAGGCAAGCGGCGCUAUGACGAAUUCGACAGUGACUACUACUACGACAGCUACGUGGACAAGCACGACUACAAGAACGAGUACGACAUCGUGUUUCCCCUGCUGAUCCUGAUUAUGGCACCGCUCGCAGUGUCCGCAUUCCUGCUUCCCAUCACGGCGUCCCUGAUGACCAACACUUUCUUCCUGGUAAACGGGGCGACGUCGGCUGCCAUUCAAGGACGACGCAGGCGGAGCGUGCCAGAACUGGUGCCAUCGGCCGAAGAGCUCAACAAGCUGGAAGAAGUUCUGGUGAAGGCAAUCGAGAAGUACGCGGGCCUCGAAGGAAUUCAUGAUAAGAUAGGCUCGGUUCGCUCGUCGGCAAACAACCGAGUUGUGACGACCUGAAGAAAACGUGCGCACUGAAAGAAACGUCCGCUGUGCCCUGUGUCCCAGAGACUGAGAACAAGCAGACACUGGCGGGCCCGUUAUACUCGCCGAUAUUUGCGCGAGGACAACAAGUGCUAAAGAAGGAAUGCUGGAGUACGUAGAAUGUGCUUCGUUCGCGAGUGAUGUCGAAGCUUUACACCUGUCGCCACUUGACAUAAUCGCGAAAACGUGCGACAAGGCCCGCUAGAUCAGCUUGAAUAUCUUACUUUAUGUUCCCUGCUAGGUUGUGCUAGGUUGUGCACGAUUAAGUAAGGCACACUAGUGUGCCUAUAUCGCUCAUAUACACACGAAGAAAAGUGUCCUCAUGGCGUCAUCUUAUUUAUUUUCUUCUGCAGGGUCACCACUGACAAUAUUCUGAAAUACCGUAGAAUGUUGCAAUAAAAAGAGCCACCAUUGUGUUUCAAACAAGAACACUUCAAUGCGGUGUUAUACGGGUCGCUUUCUACAGCGUUUCUACACACUGAGUCUCUCUGCACUAGUAGAUGGGCUCCUGCCAAAAGUCUCAGGUUAGGUGCAUACAACGGAGCGAUGAUGCCG